AUGCCGUGUGGUGAGCACCAAGUAGUUCAAGUUUAUCCCGAUAUUCUGAAAGAUGUCUUGGAUAACACGUUCUUUGGAAUGAUAGAAUGUGAUAUUGCUGUUCCUGAGCAUUUAAAGGAAUACUUUGCUGUAAUGCCUCCUAUUUUCAAGAAUGUUGAGAUUACAUGCAAUGAUUUAAGCUCUGACACACAGGCACAUGUCAAACCAAAUUACAAAAGUAACAGAUUAGUUGAAAGUAUGUUUGGUGAGACGAUGAUGUUUGCUACUAAACUACUGAAAUGGUAUCUUGAACUAAUUGAAAGUGCACUUGUACCUGUCGCAAUGUCAACCUUUGGAACUGUCGCUGCUGGAGUCGGUGCACUUCACGCACCAAUGGCUGCAGGAGGUUGUGCUGCUAUUGACUCUAUUUCUGAUCAACAGAAAGCUAAAUCAUAA
Molecule: messenger RNA, 435 nt
Organism: Batrachochytrium dendrobatidis JAM81
Lineage: Eukaryota; Fungi; Chytridiomycota; Chytridiomycetes; Rhizophydiales
Exons: 1
Coding region: 1-435 (144 amino acids)
Source: RefSeq, a predicted model, not a curated record